GCGGGACACUGUCAACUGAAAGUGAAAGUCAAAAUAAGGAACACCCGUCAUAUAUGAUAUGAGAUAGCAUAAUACUUUAGUUACCAGCUUUAUCUUUUCUAAAUAAAAUUGUGAAAUAUUGUUCACGCUUUAAGUAUUUUUUAAAUGUCGGAUGUUCACCCUACCGCUAGGGACGGGUUUCAACAGGGUGCCCACUAUGACCUCCAUAGACCAUCCUACACUGAUGAAAUCGUGAAGUACACAAUCAGCAGGCUACUUCACACCAAUAAUGAAGGUGUCAAGUACACAGUCCUUGAGCUGGGGGCAGGGACUGGUCUCUUUACAAGGAAAAUGCUUCAAAACCUUCCUCGUGAGGUGACUUAUCUAGCCACAGAUCCCUCAGUCGGUUUUCUGUCUGUGCUGCGAGAACACAGUCCAGAUGUUACCACCGCGGUGUGUCAAGCCACCCAGAUACCAUUGCCUGACAGCUCAGUGGAGAACAUCCUGUGUGCCCAGUGCUUCCACUGGUUUGCCACAGAGGCUGCAUUGCAGGAGAUGACAAGAGUGUUGGUGCCUGGAGGAAGAAUAAUGUUAUUGUACAACAACAAAUUGUACAAAAGUGUGCAAUGGAUGACUCAAAUGGAGGCCAUUUUGGAUGAAUACUACGACCACACUCCAAGAAAGUUUUCCGGCCAAUGGCGGGAGACCAUGGAAUCGUCGCCCCUUGUGCGUUUCGUGGAACACAAGUUUAUGGAUGGUUUACCAGACAUGAAGGGAGACAAGAAUUUCGUCGUAGACCAUUUCACGUCCAUAAGCGUCAUUGCCAAGCUGACAGGAACAGAGUUCGAGGGUGCAGUUAAAAAGUUCCACAGAAUCUUGGAUGAGCACUUCCCUGGGGAGGAUGACAUUGUCAUGCCCUUGGACUCAGAAUUUUACUGUGUUGAAAAAUGCUAGUAUCUGUAUAGAGUUGGAAGCUGAGAUUCGUUUUUAAAUUUUAAUAGUAGAAAUUGUUUAGUUGCUAGAGGGAGAAAAUCAUGACUCUGUCACACAUUUAUAGGCCCCACGCAAUGGGAGGCAUUGAGCAUCUAUCUGUCUAUAUGUAGGUCCCUACAUACACACAGCUGAAGAUAUGUAUUCAAGUCCUUUUUAACUUGUUGAUGGAUCUCGCUCAAACUUGCACUGUUGAAUGACCUUAAUGUAUAGAUAUAUAUACAGGCUGUAUAUAGCCCCAUUGGGUUUUGAAAAUCACCAUUUACUGGGUGAAUCUCCCUCAAACAUUCACAUUUGAAUGCCUUUAAUGUUUAGAUGAUCAUAAGACAAAAAUGUCUGCCUCCAGAAUUAUGGCCCUUUGUCUGCUUUUACAUUGUAAAAACUUCCCUCUAACUACUGGGUGGAUUUUGCGCACACUUUCACAUUGAAUGACCCCAAUGUGUAGAUUUUUGGCUGCGAUGAAGUUAUGCAGAAUAAUGGCCCUUUGGCUGUUUUAUCACUAUGCAAUAAAUUGUCAGCAGAUUUUGCUCAAGGUUUCAUAGCUGAAUGAAAUUCAUGUGUUGAUGAUAAAUAAGGAAGAAAUGUUGACUGCAACAAUUUUGGCUGAAUGAUAGUUCUUGUUUAAUUGUAAAAGGAGUUUUUUUUUGUACAUUUUAUAGACUUAUAAUCAUGAAGUAUACUUUUAAGUAUUUAUAUCUUUAAAACAAUCUAUUGGCUGAACGGAAAGUUUAGACUACAGUUGUAAAAGUACUUAAAUAUAUCUAAACGCUUUUAAUAAUUUGUUUAUAGAUUUUAUUUAAAAAUUGGUCAUUUCAUAAAAAAUCACAGAUUUACAUCUUUGCAAAGUAAGUAGCAUUUGUGAUAUAUUGUCUCGGUGAUAUAUCAGAAAUAUUGUUCAUUGUCAUUUCAUUGUUAAUUGUAUGUUAUGAUUUUGCAAGUGUGAAAGUUACGUCUCGUAUAUAAGAAACUUAUUUUGUAGUGUUGGUUACUACCAUUAUUCUUAUUUAUGUGUAAAUCUAGGUGACAUUCAAAACAUAUUAACAUUGCAAUGUUUAGAAGGGAAAGAUAACCUUUCCCAGAAAUAUUUUGCCUGAAAGUUGUUAAACCCAAUUUUUUCUUACUACAUGUUUCUACAAAUAAAAUGGAAGUACAGCACAUACACAUUAAAUUGUAUGUAACUGUAGUUAUUAAGUGUGACUGUUUGAUAUCCUUUGUGAACAGAUUUAUAUAUAGAGACUUUUUAUAGAAAGUACAGUAGUGUUGUGUACAAUCAGGGUUCAACCUGGCAUUUAAUUUGUUAUGUAAAUGUGAAUGAUAACUUGUAUAUUGUGUGUUUUAAACCUGAAUAAAAAUCAAUCAAUCAA
This is a messenger RNA of Dreissena polymorpha, 2333 nucleotides long. RefSeq lists its product as uncharacterized. The transcript has 7 exons. The record is from RefSeq and is a predicted model, not a curated record. Gene Ontology annotation, molecular function: S-adenosylmethionine-dependent methyltransferase activity. Bases 145 to 933 code for a protein of 262 amino acids. NCBI's taxonomy places the organism in Eukaryota, Metazoa, Mollusca, Bivalvia, Myida, Dreissenidae.